ACCACCGCGUUUGCACAUCGACAACAACAGACGUGUUUCACGUUUGAACACCUCAAGGAGGAAUGGAUUUACCCGUUUGGCGACUCAUGCAAAAAAGCAAUAAUGUAUAAAAUCCCUGUCCAACUUUUGGAGGAUGCAUGCCUGAAGGAUACGCGUUGGAGUAAUGCGCCAAAUAAACUACUAACAGGCUGGAUACGUGCGUGUUUGUUGACGCUCCUGCUUUGCACGUUACCUGAACUUUCUUCGUGCGCAAGUGUGACCGGAUCCGCAGCUGAACACGAAGGAUUUUGUCCCAACAAGCUGAAUUCUAAUCUCUGGGUUGACGCGCAGAGCACCUGCGAGAGAGAAUGCAACGUGGACGAGGACUGUGCUGACUUUGAGAAAUGCUGCACCAACGUGUGUGGUCUCAACAGCUGUGUGGCUGCACGUUUCUCUGACGGCACCCCAGCCCAGCCAGAUGGGCAGGGUGGAGGAGAAGGAACCGAUGGCCCCGCCUCCAACGCCACCUGCGAGGGCUUCCUCUGCACCCAGCAGGGAGCCACCUGCGACAUCUGGGACGGACAGCCCAUCUGCAAGUGCCGGGACCGCUGCGAGAAAGAGCCCAACUUCACCUGCGCCUCGGACGGCCUCACCUACUUCAACCGCUGCUACAUGGACGCCGAGGCCUGCGUCCGCGGGGUGACCUUAACCGUGGUCGCCUGCCGCUUUUACCUCGCCGGGCCCCGCACCAGCCCGCUGCCUCAGGACACGACGACCAAACCCACUCCGACAUCCUCCCACGAGGCCCCCCGGCCCCCCACGCUGUUCUCCAACCCUCACCACCAGUCCGUGUACGUCGGCGGCACGGUCAGCUUCCACUGCGACGUCAUCGGAGCGCCCAGACCCGUAGUGACGUGGGAGAAACAGAGCGAGCGGCGCGAGCGCCUGGUCAUGAGGCCCGACCAGAUGUACGGCAACGUGGUCAUCACCAACAUCGGUCAGCUGGUCAUCUACAACGCCCAGGUGUGGGAUACGGGCAUCUACACGUGCGUCGCGCGGAAUUCCGCGGGCGUCCUUCGCGCCGAGUACCCGCUGUCGGUCGUUCGGCGGGCCAACGACGAUUUCUCCGAAGAUCCCGAGAUGCCCAUGGGAAGGCCGUUCUCGCCGGCGGACUGCCUGCACGAAGUGGACCUGAGAGCGUGCAGCGGCGAGCGCCACGUGGACUGGUACUACGACGGCAAGCUGGGCUCCUGCUUGGCCUUCGGCAACGGCGGAUGCGACGACAGCCGCAACCGGUUUGAGACGUACGAGGAGUGCAAGGCCUCCUGUCAGAGAGAAGGGAUGGGCGUCUGCUCCCUGCCUGCCGUCCAGGGCCCGUGCAAAUCCUGGGAGCCUCGUUGGGCCUGGAAUUCCCUCUUGAAACAGUGCCAGGCCUACGUCUACGGUGGCUGCCAUGGGAACGCCAACAGCUUCGGCACCAAGAAGGAGUGCGAAGCCAACUGCCCGCAGCCCAAAAGGAAACCGUGUAAGACCUGUCGGGUGAAGGGGAAGAUGGUGCCAAGCUUAUGCCGGAGUGAUUUUGCUAUUGUGGGGCGGCUGACGGAGCUGGUGGAGGAUCUGGACUCGGGGUUAGCACGCUUCAGCCUGGAAGAGGUCCUGAGAGAUGAAAAGAUGGGGUUGACUCUCUUCAAUACCAAACACCUGGAGGUGACUAUCGCCAAGAUAGACUGGAGCUGCCCGUGCCCCAACAUCACCAUGGAGGAGAACCCGUUGCUGGUUAUGGGUGUAGUGCAGGAUGGCGUUGCCAUCAUCCAAUCAGACGGCUACGUCAGAGCCAUAACUGAACGCAGACUCAAGAAGCUACGAGAGGUCGUGAAUAAAAAGACCUGCGAGGCGUUGUAGACUCGGACCGGUCAGCACACGUGGGGUCUGCGGUCACCUCUACCGUUAGCACCGAAGAUGACCGCUAGAACGGCAAGCUGAUAUUUAAUAACUCUUUAAAUGAACUGACACAAAUGUUAUAUGUUAAUGAAGAUAUGACAGGGCUCAUACACGUGUUGAUGACCAAUGGAUUUCCAGGACUUUUCCAGGACUUUAAACCAAAUUUUCAUGAAAAAACCAUUAUGUGUAAAAUGAACAUAUGAAUAUAACAUAUUUCCAGGACUUUUCCAAAACUUUUGGGAUUACUUUUUGGGAUUACUUUUCCAGGCCUGGAAAUAACCACUUUUUUAAAUUCCAAGACUUUUCCAGGUUUUCCAUGACCUUAAAAACCCUUAUAUGAUACAAUAUGCGUGUACAAUUUAUAUUCAUUAUCAUUGUACGACA
Pseudoliparis swirei is the source of this 2304-nucleotide messenger RNA. It is a transcript of the gene wfikkn1, whose product is annotated as WAP, follistatin/kazal, immunoglobulin, kunitz and netrin domain containing 1. Gene Ontology annotation, cellular component: extracellular region. The transcript has 2 exons. NCBI's taxonomy places the organism in Eukaryota, Metazoa, Chordata, Actinopteri, Perciformes, Liparidae. Gene Ontology annotation, molecular function: serine-type endopeptidase inhibitor activity; protein binding. The record is from RefSeq and is a predicted model, not a curated record. The coding region runs from base 103 to 1881 and encodes 592 amino acids.